Molecule: messenger RNA, 1238 nt
Organism: Cornus florida
Lineage: Eukaryota; Viridiplantae; Streptophyta; Magnoliopsida; Cornales; Cornaceae
Product: 26S proteasome non-ATPase regulatory subunit 8 homolog A-like
Exons: 6
Coding region: 91-894 (267 amino acids)
Biological process (GO): proteasome-mediated ubiquitin-dependent protein catabolic process
Cellular component (GO): nucleus; cytosol; proteasome regulatory particle, lid subcomplex
Source: RefSeq, a predicted model, not a curated record
AAGAAGAAGAGAGAGGGGGGAAAGGAAAGGAAAGGAAAGGAAGCUUUAUAUAAAUCAAGGAGUCAGAAACAGCGUGAAGAAGAGUGAAAGAUGGAGACGAAGCAGACAGAGGUCUUACAACUGUUCGAACGAUUCAAAGCAGCUUUCAUUCGGAAUGAUUUUGAUGCUUGUGAUAAUCUCCUUUCUCAACUCAAGGUCUUACUGACAGAGUUUAAAAGCCUUCCACCAUUGUUUGAAGAAACACCUAAUGCAAUCAAUGAGUUGACAAUAGCAAGGGAUAUAUAUGAGCAUGCAGUUGUUCUAAGUGUGAAGAUUGAAGAUCAGGAUGCCUUUGAGAGGGACUUCUUUCAGCUGAAACCUUACUAUACAGAUGCAGGUGGUCGUCUUCUACCAUCCCGUCAGGAGUACCCGAUCUUAGGUCUCAACCUUCUGAGACUCCUUGUGCAGAAUAGAAUUGCUGAAUUUCACACCGAACUGGAAUUGCUAUCCACUGCUGCUCUGGAGAAUCCUUGUAUUAAGCAUGCUGUAGAACUGGAACAAUCCUUCAUGGAAGGAGCUUACAAUCGAGUGUUGACUGCUAGACAGACGGUACCCCAUGAAACUUAUGUUUAUUUCAUGGAUUUGCUGGCAAAGACAGUGAGAGAUGAAAUAGCCGGGUGCAGCGAAAAGGCUUACGACUCUCUUUCUAUUAAUGAUGCUCGACAAAUGUUGCUGUUCUCUUCUGACCAAGAACUUUUUGAAUAUAUCAAGGAGGAGCAUCCCGAGUGGGAGAUAAAGAAUGGGUUUGUAUUUUUCCAGAAAGCAAAAGAAUCCGCCCCUUGCAAGGAGAUACCAUCUUUGCAGCUCAUUAAUCAGACACUCAGCUACGCAAGGGAGUUGGAGCGGAUUGUGUGAGACUAAUACAAAACUCAAGUCCGAUGAAAGGAAAAUGUUGUCGGGAUCAUUUUUUGAAUUCUAGUUUAGUUUCCAUUGGAAGCAAACAUUUGGACCUUGUGUGUCUUGGCUCUCUCAUUGCUUGUGGAGAUAGUAUUUUAAUUCGUUUCACAGCAUUGAGUAGGAAUGAACUCAAAAUUAAAGUAACAGCUUGCAGUUAAUUUUUUUUUUUAAUCAAAAAAUGGUGGUUGUAUCACGCGUGUUGCGUUUGGAACUUUGGAUAUAUUGUAUUCCUCAAUGUUAACAGGUAAACCAUAUGAUGAAAAUGGCUGGAAGUCUGACAAUAUGAAUUUCUUACCCACUGA